CCCCUCCUGUCAUUUUGAUAUUGUCUUGUCUUGUUUCUAAUUUCUAACCUUUUUCCUUUUGAAAUAUAUUAUGCCAUACAAGCGUAAAAAAUACCAUGUCGGUGAUACUCAUCUGAAAAAGCGUUGGCGCGUGCGUAACAGAAAGAAAGACCUUGACGAAAUUGAUGUGGAUCUAAAAGAUGAAAAUGCUGAGAAAUUACUAAAUCAGGACGUUAAUUUGGAUGUUGCGGGUGCUGCACAGCACUACUGUCUUCACUGCGCCCGCUAUUUUAUUGACGAUAGAGCGCUGACAGAACAUUUCAGAACUAAAGUUCAUAAAAGGAGGUUAAAGGCUUUAGAAUUGGAACCUUAUAGUAUUGAGGAGUCUGAACGAGCCGCGGGCCUCGGAAACUUUAAGCUCCCCACUAAGCGAAAAAUCGUCACUCAGAAUAAUGAUAAGCAGGACAUCACUGACAGAGAUGAAGAGGUUUUAGAAGAAAACACAAACAAGAAAAAGAAAACAGAAGAAAAUGAUGUGUAA
This is a messenger RNA of Maniola jurtina (meadow brown), 520 nucleotides long. Its product is annotated as zinc finger protein 593 homolog. Lineage: Eukaryota; Metazoa; Arthropoda; Insecta; Lepidoptera; Nymphalidae. The coding region runs from base 71 to 520 and encodes 149 amino acids. The transcript has 2 exons. The record is from RefSeq and is a predicted model, not a curated record. Gene Ontology annotation, molecular function: nucleic acid binding; zinc ion binding.